This is a messenger RNA of Prorocentrum cordatum, 965 nucleotides long. NCBI's taxonomy places the organism in Eukaryota, Dinophyceae, Prorocentrales, Prorocentraceae. The record is from the annotation of a GenBank genome assembly.
GCGGGAGGUAGGAGGAGGAGGAUCCGACGCAAGAGGACGACAAAGAGUGCGGAGGCGUCGGCGGAGGGAGGAGACGCUCGAGCUCGGCCCAUCAUCGGGCCGUUCCGCGGGGGCUGGCCAUGCGCCGCCGCCUGCGGCAGUGGCUGGAGCUGUGGGACGAGCAGGACGAAGCCGCCGGACAGGCCGAAGCGCAUCCAGCUCUGGAGUCGCACCCGAACGCACUGUCGCCAGACGGCAGGGCCACCUCCGUGCUGGUGCCCUUGUGCGGGCGCGGGCCAGACCUUGCCCGGCUCGCGGAGAAUGGGAUGCAGGCGGUGGGCGUCGAGUGUUCCCGCCGCGCCAUCGCCGGGUUCGCCUCCGACCACGGCUACGAGCUGUCCAUGGGCGACGGUGGCGGUGAGGACGUCUCCUUCACAACGUGGUACGCGGGGCCGUGCACCAUAUUCGAGGGCGACUGGUUUGAAGCCACCCCAGAGUUGCUCGGGGGAAAGUUCGAGGCCGCCUUCGACCACGGCGCCCUGGCGGUCGUGGAACCGAAGCGGCGCGCGGUCUACGCCACGGUGCUGUCGGCCAUGCUGCGCCCGACGGCCAGGCUGAUUGUCAUCGCGCCUGAGUUCGACGAGUCCUCCUGCGCGCCGGAGCUCACCGCGCUCGGGCCCCACAGCCUGCCCCUGCAGGAGCUCCGGGAACUCUUCCCCGAGUUCGACGCGGAGGUGCUUUUCGAGGCGGAGGUCGGCGCGCCGCCCGGAGGCCCACCCGGUGCCGACCACCCGUCGCCCUCCGGGAGGAAGGCCCUCGGCAGGCUGGCGGCUGCCGCGAACUUAGGCUGGGUGCUUGAGCGGGCCGUGCUGCUGCGGCGGGAGGCACCGCUGUACACGCCACGGCCAGGACAGGUCCCGCUGUGGACCCCGCGCGGCGUGUAGCCGGGCGCUGGAGCCAGCGGCGAGCGCUUCACCCGAAGAAAA